AUGGUUUUCUCCAAGGCUUUCGCUCUCGCUGCGAUCUUCGCUACCCUCACCUCGGCCGCUCCUAUGCAGCAGAAGCGCGCUGUCGUCUAUGAGACCGUCACCGAGGUCGACGUCACCACCAUCGACACCACCAUCACCAUCUACCCCGGUGAGGCCACUCCUACUGUCUCCGGCGGUGUUGCCGCCGCUACGACAACCGCCGCCGCUGUGACGACUGCCGCUCCCGUUGAAGAGCAAGUCGCUAGUGCCUCGAGCAGCAGCAGCAGCAGCAGCAGCACUUCCAGCUAUGUCCCAGCUCCUGAGACCUCAUCCCCGUCGUCGACCACUGAGGCAGCCCCCACAACUGUUGCUCCAACCACCACUGCUGCUCCUCAACCUCCCGCACCGACCACCACCAGCAGCUCCUCUUCUUCCUCGUCCUCUUCAUCUACCUCUACCUCUUCGACUUCUUCUGCCCCAGCUUCUAGCAGCACUAGUCGCUCCACUCUCUCUGGUGACGGUGACGGUACCUACUACGACACUGCCACUUCCAUGAGCUCUCCUAGCUACUGUGACACUGCCAACGACGGUGAGACCGAGAACGUCGUCGCUCUCUCCUAUGAAGUCAUGGACGAGAGUCUCUGUGGUGCCUCCAUCACCGUUGAGUACGAGGGCAAGACUGCCACGGGUACUGUUGUCGACAAGUGCAUGGGCUGUGACGCUCAAGCCAUUGACAUGUCGCGUGCUAUGUUCGGAGAUCUCUCUGACCUCAGCGCCGGACGUAUCACCGUCUCCUGGUCUGUCAACUAA
Messenger RNA from Talaromyces atroroseus, 789 nucleotides. RefSeq lists its product as hypothetical. NCBI's taxonomy places the organism in Eukaryota, Fungi, Ascomycota, Eurotiomycetes, Eurotiales, Trichocomaceae. The coding region runs from base 1 to 789 and encodes 262 amino acids. The record is from RefSeq and is a predicted model, not a curated record. The transcript has a single exon.